Molecule: messenger RNA, 1141 nt
Organism: Striga asiatica
Lineage: Eukaryota; Viridiplantae; Streptophyta; Magnoliopsida; Lamiales; Orobanchaceae
Source: the annotation of a GenBank genome assembly
UCCUACACAACAAAAAUUAAAAUACAUAAAAUUAAAAUGAACUCUCCUUCACUUGAAACAAAACAUACAACAUAUUGAGCCUAUUUUGUUAUCUUUCUUCUCUCUCUGCCGAGUCCUGCUUGUUUUGUGAAUGGCGGCGUCACUGGAAACUCAGCACCCAAUCAAGGCUUUUGGAUGGGCUGCUAAUGAUAACUCUGCCAUUUUUACUCCAACCAACUUCUCAAGGAGGGCAACUGGUGAACUUGAUGUGCAGUUUAAGGUUUUGUACUGUGGCAUUUGCCAUUCAGAUCUUCACUUGGCCAAGAAUGAGUGGGGAUUCACUGCUUAUCCCUUGAUACCUGGGCACGAGAUUGUAGGGGUCGUGACCGAAAUAGGCGCAAAGGUAACGAAAUUCAAAAAACGGGACAUAGUCGGUGUCGGGUGCUGGGUGGGGUCGUGCCGCGAGUGUGAGGAGUGCCGUAAAAACGAUGAAAGUUACUGCCCGAAGAUAAAAAUGACGGUAAGCGGGACUUUUUUUGACGGGACACCCAAUUUCGGUGGCUUCUCGGACAUUAUGGUCGUGGACGAGCAUUUCGUGAUCCGGUGGCCCGAGAAUUUGGCACUCGAUAAGGGGGCCCCACUUUUGUGUGCUGGCAUCACCACAUACAGCCCAAUGAGGCGGUUUGGGCUUGACAGGCCCGGGAUUAGAUUGGGUGUUGUUGGGCUUGGGGGCAUUGGACACCUCACCGUGAAGUUUGCUAAAGCAUUUGGGUGUAAAGUGACUGUCGUGAGUUCGUCGGUUAGUAAGAAGGAAGAGGCAGUCGAGCGUUUUGGGGCGGACGAGUUCUUGGUCAGCACUGACCAGGAACAAAUGCAGGCUGCUGUCGGGACCUUGGACGGAAUCAUCGAUACUGUCUCGGCAAAUCAUUCUCUUUUACCGUUGGAUAACGCAAUUUCAGGGGGAAAGGCGAUAGUGGGGACAGCGGCUGGGGGAAUAAAAGAGACACAAGAAAUGAUCGAUUUUGCAGCCAAGCACAAUAUACUGCCUGAAGUCGAGAUAAUUCCUAUGGAUUAUGUGAACACGGCCAUGGAUCGUCUUGAGAGAGCUGAUGUCAAGUAUAGAUUUGUUAUAGACGUUGCAAAUUCACUCAAGAAAGUGUAA